Molecule: messenger RNA, 1116 nt
Organism: Phoenix dactylifera (date palm)
Lineage: Eukaryota; Viridiplantae; Streptophyta; Magnoliopsida; Arecales; Arecaceae
Source: RefSeq, a predicted model, not a curated record
AUGAAGCUCUCCUCCGUCUCUGUUUCUUUGCUGUCUGGGAUCAAGAAAGAGGAUAGAGCGCGGAGGAUUUUCUCUUCUCGUUGUGUGGAGAAUUUUUGUAGUAAUGAACGGCCUUUCAAAUGUUUCUCACUUCUUCAUUUUGAUGCUGAAGACAACGAAAAGCAAAUAACCUCGCUUUCAGUUGCCAAGGAUGAAAAACAUGCCGCAAAAUCAGAUAAAGAUAAGAAGAAAUGUAAAUUGUCAGGGAAAACCAGAAAUCUGAAAAUUGAUAAAGUAAAUGAAGAUAGCCUUCCAUCGUCUUCAGAUGCCUACAAAAAGCCCCUUGUGUGGAUUGACUUGGAAAUGACAGGUUUGAAUAUUGAAGUUGAUCAGAUAUUGGAGAUUGCUUGUGUUAUAACGGAUGGUAAACUAACCAAACAAGUGGAGGGUCCAGAUUUGGUUAUUAGCCAGACGAAGGAGUGCUUGGAUAACAUGGGCCAAUGGUGUCGAGACCAUCAUGCAGCUAGUGGUUUGACUGAGAGAGUGCUACGGAGUACUAUUACUGAAAAAGAUGCAGAAAAACAGGUUAUAGACUUUGUGAAGAAACAUGUACGUUCGGGUACACCACUUUUAGCUGGAAAUUCUGUAUAUGUGGACUUUUUAUUCUUAAAGAAAUAUAUGCCAAAUCUGGCAGCUAUCUUCCCACAUGUACUUGUUGAUGUUAGCAGCAUCAUGGCUUUAUGCAUCCGUUGGUUUCCUAAAGAAAAGCAAAGGGCACCUACAAAGAAAAAGAAGCAUAGAGCUAUGGAUGACAUCAAAGAAAGCAUAAGGGAACUCAAAUACUACAGAGCAAGCAUUUUUAAAAGCACCAAAUAAGUCCAAACGGUAAUUAACAUGAGAUGCUGUACUGUGAUACCUGAUUGUGAAGGUUCUAUUUAAGUCAACAUUGGAGGGGAAGUUUUUGCUUGAAAUAAGUCUCGUUGGAAGGCAUUGGUUCUGUUAGGCGAAUGAUUCAACUUACCAUGGAAUUCCUACUGAUCAGUUGCUGACUGGGUGGUGUGUUGCGGGAUCCCUCUCCAUUGUUCUUUUGUUGGUGCUCAUAGUAAUGGAGCUAAAGGAUUUGUUUUCAUCUGUAAA